Pseudopipra pipra is the source of this 1511-nucleotide messenger RNA. RefSeq names its product zinc finger CCHC-type containing 17 (gene ZCCHC17). Gene Ontology annotation, molecular function: RNA binding; zinc ion binding. The transcript is spliced from 8 exons. Bases 217 to 1050 code for a protein of 277 amino acids. The record is from RefSeq and is a predicted model, not a curated record. Lineage: Eukaryota; Metazoa; Chordata; Aves; Passeriformes; Pipridae. Gene Ontology annotation, biological process: RNA stabilization.
UCUCUCAGGGUGAGGAGCAGCAAUGGCGGCGGUGGCGGGUGGGGGCGGCUGAGGGCGAUGGCGAAGGCUCAGCGCUGCCGCCGUGGGCGCUGAGGGGUCACGGCUGCUCCACGACCCCCGGGCAGCGCCGUGUUGUCCCACCGCGCCAGCAGCCCCGAGGGAAGAUGCGAUAGCCUGCGGUGAACCCAUCUACCCCUUCUGGGUCCUUCGGAGGCGAUGGAGCCGCUGCCCGAGCUCUACGCGAUCUUCCAGGGAGAGGUUGCUGCAGUGACAGAUUAUGGGGCAUUUAUCAAAAUUCCAGGCUGCAGGAAACAAGGCCUUGUGCACAGGACUCACAUGUCCUCCUGCCGUGUGGAUAAACCCUCAGAGAUUGUGGAUGUUGGGGACAAAGUCUGGGUGAAGCUGAUUGGGAAAGAGCUGAAGGAUGACAAACUGAAGCUCUCCCUCUCCAUGAAGGUUGUCAACCAAGGCACGGGGAAAGACCUCGAUCCCAACAACGUUGCCCUUGAUCAGGAUGAGAGGAAGAAACGCUCCUUCAGGGACUACACGAGUCAGAAGAUCACCCUGGAAGCUGUUCUGAACACUGUGUGCAAGAAGUGUGGCUGCAAAGGUCAUUUUGCCAAGGAGUGUUUCAUGCAGCCUGGAGGGACCAAGUACAGCCUCAUCCCAGAAGAGGAGGAGGAUGAGGUGGCAGCAGCAGGACAUGGAGGUGACAAUAAGACCAGCCUGGCUGAGGAGCCUUCAAAAAAGAGGAAAAAGGGACACCUUCUACUAUCCCAGGUUGCUCCAAGCCCUGUCCAACCUGACCUUGGACACUUCCAGGGAUGGGUCAACCACAACUUAUUCCAAUGCUGGACUUCAAUAAAUAAUCAAACUUUUAUCAGCCCCUUCACAACUGCAGUACCAUGUUUAUUUACACUUCCAAAGCCCUUUUUCUUUAUUGUUUUCCUCUUUGCAGCUCUGUGGCCUCUCUGUGUCCCUGGAGAGGGACAGGAAGCAGAGGGGAUGGAUUUUGCCUUUCCAGGAGAGGGACAAGGAUGGUGUCAGUGAUGGCACAGUGAGAACCAGCUCCUGAGGGCUGGGUUCUCCCAGCUCACUGUGGGGUUACACCAGUGCUGAUACUGGUGGGAGAGGCUGCAGAUGCUGCCAGGAGAAUCAUGGAAUGCUCUGGAUUGGAAGGGAUGAUCAAGUCCAGCUCCUGGCCCUGCACAGACACCCCAGCAAUCCCACCCUGUCCCUCAGAGCGUUGUCCAAACACUCUUUUGAGGUCUGGUGAGUUUGGGGCCGUGCCCACUGCCCUGGGGAGCCUGGUCAGUGCCCAACCACCCUCUGGGGGAGAUACUGAAUAGGGCUGGAGGGGUCUGAUUUGAGCACCAAACAUAGUGUUGAUUUGAUCCCAAAUGUGCAGCUCCUGUUUGCUCAGGAGCACUUGGAGAGCUGAUCUAGAGGUGGGAAGAGGAUCUCUCUUGGUCCCAGACCCUGUGCCAGGCUCCAUCCCGACAUGUCCUGUG